Molecule: messenger RNA, 2232 nt
Organism: Aspergillus steynii IBT 23096
Lineage: Eukaryota; Fungi; Ascomycota; Eurotiomycetes; Eurotiales; Aspergillaceae
Product: protein kinase family protein
Exons: 2
Coding region: 1-2232 (743 amino acids)
Source: RefSeq, a predicted model, not a curated record
AUGAUAGAUUAUCUCAAUUCAUAUGAUCCAGAUCUUCGAAAUGUAGCCUUUGAUCUGACCUCGGCUUUACGCGCAUACCCAGACAUCCGGAAACUUCCCUCUGCCACCGGUCGUCGAAAUCUUUUAGAUGAUCUCUCCGGCCUCAUCUACUUCAUUGGCUCAGACGCGUUCGACAUAGAUCGACUUUUGCCGCUGCUGAAGGCGAUCUGGAAUAGAGCAGCGGAUGACGCCAUUUGGGACAGAGUAUAUGCAGUCAUAGUCGAAGUCGCGCCUCCGCCUAAGCUUGUAGCUUUCCCUGAUCAAACUUCGUACUCGCAUACAACGAGUAGCUUCGUUAAUUCCUCGGAGCAGCGAAAAUACACGGAUGCUGUACUAAGACAAGAACUGGGUUCCAUAUUCGUUGGUGUCCCUGGCUUCUUCGAAGUCUUCUACCAUGGCAUUGAGGGUCUUCAGACAAAAGCAGAAGCCGUUCUGCAGGAAUGCAAACGUGGAGAUAAUGCAUUGUUUCAUAACGAGACUGGCUGGCAAGGCUGGCCUCCGAAUGCAGAGGAGAAGGAUGUUCUGACCUGGCUCACUCGCAUUUUUAAGGACAUAAUGAAGCUUGUUUCUGAUCACACAUCUGAUUUCAAGCCUCGCACCAUCCUGGCUCGUCCUUCAAAACCGUUGGAAGGAUCCUCUGCGAAAAGGAAACUAGAUGUUGCUAUAGCCAGGAACCAAGAAAGGGCGAUCGGGGUGUCACACCACUGGUCGCAGGUUCUCUUUCCUGGGGAGCUGAAGAGCAGCGCCGACCUUGAUACGGCUUCGAACACGUGGCGUGACUUAGGCCGAUAUGUGAGGGAGGCUUUCACUGCUCAAGAUACGCGCCGAUUUGUGCUAGGAUUUACACUAUGUGGAUCUGUUAUGCGCCUUUGGGAGUUCGACCGCAUCGGAGCCAUAGCAUCAUCGCCUUUCGACAUCAACUCGGAACCCCUGCAGUUUAUAUCGGCGGUUGUGGGGUUUCUACUGAUGAACGACGAGCAACUCGGCUUUGAUCCCAGCAUUAUCUCGUCGGAAGAUGGAGAAAGGUUUAUUCGAAUCCAUCGUGAUGGGCGGGACGAACGUUUGAUCCUUGAAAAGCUCGUAAAGCCGUCCGCCUGUGUAGCUGGAAGAGCGACUACGUGCUGGAAAGCUCAUCUGGAUGACGAAGCCAGAACCCCUGUUAUUGUGAAGGACUCGUGGCAGUACCCGGAACGUGCGGAAGAAGGCGAGAUAUUGCAAGAUAUCGGAGCACAAGGUGUGGUGAGCGUGGCGAGGUAUUUUCAUCACCAGACCGUCAAAGUUCAUGGCGAAGUGGAUGACGUACGGAACAACGUGCGCAAAGGUCUUGAUGUGACCAAAGCCUCUAAUUGGAGACAAGUUCGCUCUCCAGUGACUGAGUCUAGAGACGUCUCCCGUCGAGGCAGUACGAGAAAAGCCAGCAGUCUCGGGCAGAAGAGAUCAUCCAGUCAUACUGAAGCAUCCCUACCACCAAGCAAGAGAUCGUGUUCACCGGCCCACUGGGGUGAUCAACCUUUACAAAACCGCGUCCAUCGUCGCGUCUGCGUUCGGGAUUACGGCAAGUCGAUUUAUAGAGCCAGCUCCCGCGUCGCUCUUCUGAAUGCGCUGGAAGCGUGUGUUGAAGGUUAUGAGUCGCUGCAUACAAAAGCGGGGGUGCUGCAAGGAGAUAUUUCUACCGGCAACCUGAUCAUCAACGAGGAGCACAACGGCUCCUGGUCCGCUUUCCUGAUCGAUAUGGACCUUGCCAUUAGGGAACGCAGAGACCAGGCAUCUGGCGCCAGGGGCAAGACCGGCACAAGAGCAUUCAUGGCCAUAGGGCUGCUGUUAGGAGAGAAGCAUUCUUUCUGGCAUGACCUGGAGUCAUUCUUUUGGGUUUUGUUCUGGAUAUGCAUCCACUAUGACGGGCCCGGCAAGGAUAUCGGGCCGACGGACUUUGACUGCUGGAACUACGACGACGACCAGAAAUUAGCCAACUCUAAAAAGGGGAUCGUGGCUGACGAAACCGACUUCGAGCAAACAGCACGGAAGUACUUUACGCCCUACUACCAGUCACUGGUGCCAUGGGUGAACCGAUUACGUCGGGUGAACUUUCCGGAGGGAUCGCGACGGAAAAGCAGUGAUACGGGGAUAUACGGACAAAUCAAACAUGUCCUUCGACGCGCAGCCGAGGAUGUGGAGGUCAUAGGCGAGAUAUGA